This is a messenger RNA of Galleria mellonella (greater wax moth), 1883 nucleotides long. RefSeq lists its product as uncharacterized. The transcript has 4 exons. Gene Ontology annotation, biological process: nuclear protein quality control by the ubiquitin-proteasome system; proteasome localization. Gene Ontology annotation, cellular component: nucleus. The record is from RefSeq and is a predicted model, not a curated record. NCBI's taxonomy places the organism in Eukaryota, Metazoa, Arthropoda, Insecta, Lepidoptera, Pyralidae. The coding region runs from base 491 to 1543 and encodes 350 amino acids.
CUGUAGCUAUGAAACCAAUAUCAUUUGCCAAUAGUAUCUUGUGAGGAGUGUACUAGUGUUCGUUUAUUAAAUUAAUAAAUAUACCUAGUUAUCACGAUUAUAAUAUAUAAUAUUAAAUAAUAAAAUUUGUGAGUGGCGACUGUAUUUGAGUGUGCAUAUCAAUUUCUAUUUGACAUUAAUUUUUAUUUCUUCCUCCAUUUGGAAAAGUCGAUAACGCAAGUUGACGGUUGAAGUUACAUAAGGGACUGUAGCUGUGAAACCAAUAUCAUUUGCCAAUAGUAUCUUGUGAAGAGUGUACUAGUGUUCGUUUAUUAAAUUAAUAAAUAUACCUAGUUAUCACGAUUACAAUAUAUAAUAUUAAAUAAUAAAAUUUGUGAGUGCGAUUGUCUUUAAGUGUGCAUAUCAAUUUCUAUUUGACAUUAAUUUUUAUUUCUUCCUCCAUUUGGGAAAGUCGAUAACGCAAGUUGACGGUUGAAGUUCCAUAAGAGCAAUGGAGGGAACGAUCACACCGGAGAGCCGGCACCAUUCUCAAGCAGCCCUGGGCAAUAUCACCGCUCGAAUGGAUCGGCUCCGGGUCGCAAUCUCACAGUCGAUCAUGCUAAUUAGGGAACGCUCGUCAGCUCUGCCGUCCAGCUACCUUCGUUCGACGUCCUUGCCUGAUGAGAUAAUUAUGCAACAAAAAGAUCAUGAAUGUCUUGCUACCUCGAGGUCGCCGGAUAUUGAAUUGAAAACAAACUCCACAAACUACUCAAUUGUUCGAACACCGCAGAAAAACUCGAGCUGCCUUUCUCCGCCGAAAUUAGAAGUCAAUUCACAUGUCCGAAAACGCUUACUGUUCGGGGACUCCGAAAGAAUACUUUUGACACCAGAGAAGAUAGAUUUCAGUGAUAUUAGCACACUGCAAAAAUUCGAAAUAAGCAGUCCCAUUAAAUCAACACCGCCAAUUAAAAAAACAAGGCUAGAGAAAACAAUAGAUAAUAAUGGACCUUUUGAUGUGGCAUUGAAAGGUUUAAGUCCUAAUCAACUGAUUGAUAUAAUUACAUCUGUCACUUACAAACAUCCAGAGAUCGAAUACGAGAUCAGAAAAGACAUGCCGGUUCCGGAUUUGUCGCCGUUCAAGCAGAGGCUUCUAUAUUUAAAAUCAAAUAUUUAUAAAGGGCUCCGAACAUUGCGGUCGGCUUCUAAAACCGAUUUGUUGGCUUACUCGCGUACUUCUACUCACCUAGCAGCUUUUAAGAAGUGUUUAGUGGAACAGGGAAAAGUCUUAGUGGAGUCUCAACACUGGGAGUCUGUUAUUAAAUAUGUUUUACUAGCCUGGAAAUACGUCAGAGCUACACCUGUGUGGGAUCAUCAGGCACAUAAUGCCUGUAGGAAGCAGUGCUUCGAAGCGCUAAUUGCUUUUUGCAUAAUGGCUCUCAAGAAGGGACAUUUAGAGAAGGAUGUAUUAAUUUACACCAAAGAUAAGCUGCAAGACAUGGUUGCAGACAGCGAAGACAUCCUAUCAUGUAUAAAGAUAAUUAAAGAAAAGUUGUCGGAUUUGUGAAUACCUUAAUAGUUAUUAAUUAAUACCUUAAUGUCUAAAGGAGUGAUUUUUUAUAUUUUAUUUUUAUUAUUAUUUGUAUUUUUUUAAUUUGUACGUAUCAAUUUAUUGUCAUAGUAAUAGAUAGUAGGAAUAAAGGCCUUGUAUUACUAUGCAUUGGAUGUAAUACUUAUAUUAGUUUUGUUUCAAUGUACAUGUAAAAAUAUAUAUUACGAGAGUUACUAUUAAAAUUAGGCAAGACUGAUAUAAAAUAAAAUAUUUUAAUAAAAUAAAAAUGAACUAAAAUUAAAAGUCACCUAUGAAGGUAUUUUUGGCUAGCUAAAUCACGACAAUUGUAAUAUUU